GCCAGUAGAUAUUCAGACACACACCUUCUAUCAAAACUUGGGGGAGACAAAAAUAUCCGAAUAAUAAGCAUCGAGAUUAUUCAAGAAUCACCAUGUGCGGAGGAGCAGUGAUCCCCAACGACGACGACAAACCGCCGGUGCCGGCGGCGUUGAGGCGGCACGCCGGCCAACUUCGCCCGGAAUUAUGGGACGCCAAGAAGAAGAAGAAGAAACGCGGCGAUGACGAGAUCCAGUGGGAAGCCGCCUUCCUGGAGUUCGUUGUCGCUGGCGACGACGACGACGACGGCGUUGCCAUGUUCCCGCCUUCAUGUGCGGCGACGGCAGAGGCUGCGGUUGCACCGGCGGUGGAGAGGCCGCGCCGGCGGCGGGUGAGGCGGAGCUACCCGUACCGCGGCGUCCGGCAGCGGCCGUGGGGGCGGUGGGCAUCGGAGAUCCGCGACCCCGUCAAGGGCGCCCGUGUCUGGCUCGGCAGCUUCGACACCGCCGUGGACGCCGCCCGCGCCUACGACGCCGAGGCGCGGCGGAUCCACGGCCAGAAGGCAAGGACCAACUUCCCGCCCGACGACGAUCCUCCGCCGGCGCCGGCCAGAGAUCACCAUGGGACGUCGACGACGACGAUGGCGAUGCCUUAUCUCGACGGCAUGCCACUUUGCUUCCUGCCCAACGACGAUGCCGUGGCCGACGGAAAAAGCCCGGCGUCGGCGGCGCCGUCCGCGACGUCGACGGUGUCGUCGUCGGAGUCCUCCGACGAGCUUAUACUACUGGAGUGCUGCUCGGACGACGUGAUGGACAGCCUCCUCGCCGGCUUCGACGUGGCCAGCAACAUGGACAUCUGGAGCAUGAGCAACAUAAUCCACUCCCCGAGCUGAGAUCUUGAAGGGAAGAAGCCACAAGCAGCCACAUGAGCCAUCCUCCUUGGUUAAUCAGCAGCACGCUCGGCUAAUUAAUCAGAAAUUGUGAACUACAAGAGAAGUAGUACUAGCUUAGCAGGAAUAAAAUAUGGAUGCAUGUGUGCAGUACUGUUGCACUACUGCAGUGUAGCAAGUUCGGUCACUGUUAAGUUGUCUAGGCUUCCAUGUAUCUGCUGCUACAUAGGUAUACGUAGAUAUGUAUGAUGAUGGCAUUCUAUGCCGUGUUCGAUGAAUGUAAAUAUCCUUAUAUUGCUUUUUCUGAAAAAAAAAUUAUAUAUAUAUAUGGAUAUGUUCG
Molecule: messenger RNA, 1206 nt
Organism: Oryza brachyantha (malo sina)
Lineage: Eukaryota; Viridiplantae; Streptophyta; Magnoliopsida; Poales; Poaceae
Product: ethylene-responsive transcription factor 1-like
Exons: 2
Coding region: 93-869 (258 amino acids)
Biological process (GO): regulation of DNA-templated transcription; ethylene-activated signaling pathway
Molecular function (GO): DNA binding; DNA-binding transcription factor activity
Source: RefSeq, a predicted model, not a curated record